CCCAGAGUUCGGUUGGAGUCACUCUAUAAAUGUCCCCGGGAGUUUCCGAAAUCCACACUCGGUGACUUCAACUGAACAAUGGUUAACAUGAGCGAUCACCAAUCUCUACAAAAACACGCACAGACCCUGAAUCCGAAACAGCCGAGGAAAAGAAAUAAUAAAAAGAAAAGGAAUCAUUGGGACAAUAUACCGCCAUCAACUCACAUUCAAACUUGAUUGUCAAGAGACUGAUUUGAGGUCUGGUGUGCUAGGUGUGGGAGCAUAGCGUGUUGUGUCUGUGGAUAGCGACUGAUUGGUGCGAUGACUGCGGAGUGGCUGUACCCCCCAGGCGUGGGGCCGCUGUGUGGUGCAGAGUUGGAGGCGUGGUAUGAAGACCUACAGGAUAUACUGGGCUCCGACGCGGGCGGGGCUAAAGUCACCAGAGCCCCGCCUUGCUCCGAGAAGGAGCCCGAGUUUCUGGAUGUGUUGGAGAGCUGCUCGCUCACCUGGUUGACGGAGGGGCAGGUUUGGGGCGACGGGGUGCAACGGGUCACCGAUGAGCCACCUGUCGUCCACUCGCCACCGCGAAAAGAUGACCGGAGAGGGGGCGAGUCGGAGCACACCUCGUCCGGAGGAGACCUGCUUCCGCCAGAGUUCUUCGAGCUCCUCAGCGAGGGCGGCGUCGGGUCGGCGGAGACGAUGGUGAGCGGCGGGUACCAAGGUUCGCAUCACGCGCCUCCGUCGCCAUCCGCGAGCGAGGAAGAGCUUCCGACAGUCCAGGACACAUCGUCCUGCUCCUCGGAGUCCUCCUCAUCCUCCCUCAACUGCUCCCCUCCUCCGUCCCCUCCAACACGUCCGGGAAAGAGAAAGCGGGCCGGCGACAAAGGAGGAGGCGCACUGUGCUCCCCGUCCCCCGGGAAGAAGAGCCGACGGGAGCGUGAGCAGGAGAACGAGAGGAAGGUGCAGGAGCUGACGGAUCAGAACGAGCGGCUCAAAGCCGAGAUCGAGCGUCUGGGAGAGGAGGUGCAGCGGACGCGCCGGGCGCUCAUCGAGAGACUCGUCAACACCAGGAGGUGAAGGAGCAGAAGGAGGAGUCCAGGGGCCAAAGAGAAACAAACAAUUGGUGGAAAUCAUCUCGCGGUGACCGUGAAAUGCACAUUUAGAGGGAGAUAAAAGACACGUGGGACGGGGGGAGAGAGGAGGUUCACUGAGCGACUCCCGCCGAGAGAGAAUGAGAAAGUCAGAUUAAGCCGUAGAAAAGAAAGAAUGUGGAGCCCAACGCAAACACAGAAUGAACUCAGCUUUCUUUAAGAAAAUAAAUUAUUUGUUUUUGAGUAUCUAAGUUCAUUUAAACCAACGUGAUACAUUUUAAAUCGGCUUGAUACAUUUAAAUCAGUUUGAUGCAUUUAAAUCGGCUUGAUACAUUUAAAUCAGUUUGAUACAUUUUAGUGAACAUUAUUUAAAGGUAAAUGCUACAAUGCAUGUUACAAUUUAACACAUGAUAUUACAAAUAAAUUGGGAUGAGCAAUGUAUAAAUCGAAAUAUUUUUCAUAAAGAAAACGAAGCACAAUUUUAAUUAAGAUUCAAAAAUGUUUUGCGGUAAAUUAAAAUGACUAAUGCAAUAAAUUAAAGGCAAAUACUUCAAUGUAUAAAUAUUACAAUUGAACAAAUUACAUUACAUAUACCAUUUGCAUUAUGCUAAUAAAAGUAUCAAAAGCAAAUAAGAAAUUAGAUUUUUCAUGAAGAAAAUAAAGCCUAAUUUGAGAAAAAUCUGAAUGGUUUUGCAGUAAAAUGAAUAAUACAAUUUAAAAUAAAAACAUUUAAAACAGCAUAAAUGAAAUGCAAUAUUAAAAUUGAAUGAAUGCCAUUUCGAAAAGGAUAAGUUGCAUUACAGCAAUAAAAAUAUUAAAAGUAAAUAAUAAACGAGAAAAUGAAGUCCAAUUUCACAAAAGCUUUUUGCAGAAAAUUUAAUAAUUACUUUAAAUGCAAUGUUUUAAAUGCAAGGUUUUAAACAUUUAAACCGGCAAAAAUUAAAGACUGUAAAACAAGUAGUACUGUGCGUUUUUUAAAUGAACAAAUUACUGAAUAAGAUAAAUUUUGCAUUGCAUUAAUCAAAAUGCGGCAUGUGAUUAAUUCUCAUUAAAAUAAAAAUAAAUCACAAUGCAAAAAUUGUAAUGCUACAUGUAAAGCUGCGAUAAAAGUGCUGUAAACGUUUAUUAAACUACCCAAAGCUUAAUCAACUUUCUGUGUAAUUGAAAGCUGAUUGUUCAUCAGUGCCGAGGAAGUCUUGAGGGAAUGUAGCAGAGACGACGAGAGAAAAGGCAGAACUGCGAUAAUAAAGAGAGCAGAAGAGAUCUGAUUGUAUCAGUGACGGUGAUUGUAGGUGCAUUUCAUUGUAAGCAGCCAGUUUUCAUUCAUGUCGUGUGUUAAUGAAGGGCUUUAACCGUGUAAAUUCACUCCUAGUUGACAGAGAUUAGUAGCUCAGGACUGUUAUAGUGAACGAUUGUCAGCGUUUCGCACCAUCAACCCGAGGCCUCUAAGAGUGUGUGUGUGUGUGUGUGUGUUCAGAUGAAACUAUGAAUGGAUGUUCGUAGCGAUUUUGCUCUCACUUCUUCUCUUGAAACUUUUCCAGGAUUUUUAGAGCUAGCAGUUUAUAACAUACUCUCAGUUUCUGAUCAUUUCUAUUUUUCUAUACGUGUAUCCCAUAAUCAUCAUGACAUACCUUAUAUUGUAGUUUCCUUAUCUUACAAUAAACAUGCAUGC
Molecule: messenger RNA, 2742 nt
Organism: Carassius auratus (goldfish)
Lineage: Eukaryota; Metazoa; Chordata; Actinopteri; Cypriniformes; Cyprinidae
Gene: ddit3
Product: DNA-damage-inducible transcript 3
Exons: 4
Coding region: 301-1056 (251 amino acids)
Biological process (GO): intrinsic apoptotic signaling pathway in response to endoplasmic reticulum stress; negative regulation of transcription by RNA polymerase II; ER overload response
Cellular component (GO): CHOP-ATF4 complex; CHOP-ATF3 complex; cytoplasm
Molecular function (GO): transcription factor binding; protein heterodimerization activity; DNA-binding transcription activator activity, RNA polymerase II-specific
Source: RefSeq, a predicted model, not a curated record